UGCGUGCGUGCGCGCGCGCGCCGCGGGCAGGCCAGUGAAGCCGGCGGCCCUGGCACGUGAUCUGGAACCGGCUCGGUCGCUUGGUGGCUGUGUCUGUCUGUCCGUCCGCGGGUGCCAUCAUGGCGGACGCGGCCAGUCAGGUGCUCCUGGGCUCCGGUCUCACCAUCCUGUCCCAGCCGCUCAUGUACGUGAAGGUGCUCAUCCAGGUGGGAUAUGAGCCUCUUCCUCCAACAAUAGGACGAAAUAUUUUUGGGCGGCAAGUAUGUCAGCUUCCUGGUCUCUUUUGUUAUGCUCAGCACAUUGCCAGCAUCGAUGGGAAGCGUGGAUUGUUCACAGGCUUAACUCCAAGACUAUGUUCAGGGGUCCUUGGAACUGUUGUCCAUGGUAAAGUUUUACAGCAUUACCAGGAGUGUGACAAGGUUGAGGGGACAGGAUCUGGAAAUGUACAGAAAGAAGUUUCCUCUUCCUUUGACCGAGUUAUCAAGGAGACAACUCGAGAGAUGAUGGCUCGUUCUGCUGCUACUCUCAUCACACAUCCCUUCCACGUGAUCACUUUGAGAUCUAUGGUACAGUUCAUUGGCAGAGAGUCCAAGUACUGUGGACUUUGUGACUCCAUAGUAACUAUCUAUCGGGAAGAGGGCAUCCUAGGAUUUUUUGCGGGUCUUAUUCCUCGCCUCCUAGGUGACAUCAUUUCUUUGUGGCUCUGUAACUCACUGGCCUACCUCGUCAAUACCUAUGCACUGGACAGUGGGGUUUCCACCAUGAAUGAAAUGAAGAGUUAUUCCCAAGCUGUCACAGGAUUUUUUGCCAGUAUGUUGACAUAUCCUUUUGUGCUUGUCUCUAACCUUAUGGCUGUCAACAACUGUGGGCUUGCUGGUGGAUCCCCUCCUUAUUCCCCAAUAUAUACUUCUUGGAUAGAUUGCUGGUGCAUGCUACAAAAAGAGGGAAAUAUGAGCCGAGGAAAUAGCUUGUUUUUCCGGAAGGUCCCCUUUGGGAAGACUUAUUGUUGUGACCUGAGAAUGUUAAUUUGAAGAUGUGGGGCAGGGACAGUGACAUUUCUAUAGUCCCAGAUGCACAGAAUUAUGGGAGAGAAUGUUGAUUUCUAUACAGUGUGGUGCGCUUUUUUAAUAAUCAUUUAAUCUUGGGAAAAUGGA
Phacochoerus africanus (Common warthog) is the source of this 1154-nucleotide messenger RNA. RefSeq names its product mitochondrial carrier 2 (gene MTCH2). The transcript has 13 exons. NCBI's taxonomy places the organism in Eukaryota, Metazoa, Chordata, Mammalia, Artiodactyla, Suidae. Bases 120 to 1031 code for a protein of 303 amino acids. Gene Ontology annotation, cellular component: membrane; mitochondrion. Gene Ontology annotation, biological process: positive regulation of apoptotic process. The record is from RefSeq and is a predicted model, not a curated record.